This is a messenger RNA of Owenia fusiformis, 301 nucleotides long. NCBI's taxonomy places the organism in Eukaryota, Metazoa, Annelida, Polychaeta, Sabellida, Oweniidae. The record is from the annotation of a GenBank genome assembly.
CGAGCACCUGCACAAAGAAAUACACUUCAACAAAUUUGAGUUAUAUUUUGAUCACCAAGUUAUUAUAAUGGGCAUACAGAAGGCUGUAUUAACACAGAUGAUCCAAGACUCUGUUCUUAAACUCUGUACGCAACAUAUGAUAUUUGACCACUCACUGGAGAUAGAUGGCAUCAUAUGUAUUAGCCCAGGUGACGAGAGCAAGGAGCUUGUCGUAAAAAUGCAUCGCACGAUAAUGAAGCCCACAAGCCAGGAAGAGCAAUUGCAUAAUCCGUCAACAUCCUGGCAAGAUAGUAGUCUCAAU